AUGGUGGACGUUCCGAUGACGUUUGGAGCCCUGCUCAUUGGUGGCAUCCUAGCCGUAAUGUUCUCGGGACUGACGAUAGCCCAAUCUGUCGUCUUCCUGAAAAUGUACCCGAAGGACAAGAUUCUUGUCAAGCUUUUGGUUUUUGGUGUAUGGCUGCUCGAUAUGCUUCAUUCGUUUUUCGUUUCGCAAACUCUAUGGAACUAUCUAAUCGUGAACUUUGGAAACCCUGAAGGAAUCGAUGUUAUUCCAACGAGUCUCGCGCUUACCAUCGUCGUGACUGCUAUCCUUACUUUCGGUGUUCAUUGUUUCUUCAUCUAUCGCAUUUUUGUCUUGGCCAAAAAUAACUACUUCAUUGCUGUUCCGAUCCUUCUUACCGCAGCCGCCCGUCUAUGUUUCGCGUGCUUGACGACCUCGAAGUUGAUCGAAUUGAGGAGUCUCGAAGUCUUUGUCAAGUUGUACACGUGGUCGUUUACUACUGGCUUGACGCUUUCGGCCGUCGUGGAUGUCUUCAUCACAGGGUUCAUGUGCUACCUUCUCCGCACCAGGCGAAACCAGUAUUCUAGUAUGAACAAGGUUCUCGACACUUUGAUCCUGUAUGCGUUCGAGAACGGAGUUCUUACAACGUUGGCUGCUCUCCUCUCUUUGAUCACGUGGUUGACGAUGAAGCAUAACCUGAUCUUCCUAGCGACGCACUUCAUCAUCAUCAAGUUUUACGCAAACUCUCUCCUGGCGACCCUGAAUGCUCGAAAGCAGCUCCAGCCCGGUGGAAUCACCAUGCAUGCCACCAACCUUCGAUCGAAUUCAGUGAGCGGCGGGGUCUCCGAGCCCAUCGUACUCGGGUCCGAUCCUUUCAGCAGGAAAGCUCGGAGUAACAAUUUCCAUGACUCUGUUGGCGUUGUCGAGGAAGAGGAGAUGAAAGACACGCAGCUUCGCAUUACCGUUAAUACCACUCACAUGCGCAUCACUGAUUCGAGGGAGAACCUUAGUACUCCUGCGUCAGGACGGGGUCAGAGUAGCGCUGUAUAG
This is a messenger RNA of Coprinopsis cinerea okayama7#130, 1026 nucleotides long. RefSeq lists its product as hypothetical. Lineage: Eukaryota; Fungi; Basidiomycota; Agaricomycetes; Agaricales; Psathyrellaceae. The record is from RefSeq and is a predicted model, not a curated record. The transcript has 17 exons. Bases 1 to 1026 code for a protein of 341 amino acids.